Molecule: messenger RNA, 1842 nt
Organism: Ictalurus furcatus (blue catfish)
Lineage: Eukaryota; Metazoa; Chordata; Actinopteri; Siluriformes; Ictaluridae
Product: solute carrier family 23 member 2
Exons: 11
Coding region: 67-1842 (591 amino acids)
Biological process (GO): transmembrane transport
Cellular component (GO): membrane
Molecular function (GO): transmembrane transporter activity
Source: RefSeq, a predicted model, not a curated record
GAGAACAUUCAUGAUCAAAACACAUGCAAUAAAUGUACAAGCACGUUUAAUCCAGGUUUAAGUUUCAUGUCCAUUUUUCUUCCCCAGAUAUCAGAUGGAAGCCACCUGGCCAGCGAUAUCAUUCCUGCAGAGUCCAGCGCUGAUGGUUUGGAGGAACAUCUGAACCAGCGGCCUGGGUGUAACCUCAUCUACUCCAUCAGUGAUCGCCCACCAUGGUACCUCUGCCUUCUACUAGGCUUCCAGCAUUACAUACUGGCUUUUGGUGGGAUCUUGGCCAUCCCUUUAAUCCUUGCAGAGCCAUUAUGCAUUAAGGACAACAAUGCAGCCAAGAGCCAGCUCGUCUCCACCAUCUUCUUUGUGUCAGGAAUUUGCACCAUGCUUCAGACCACUAUUGGGACCAGGUUGCCUAUCUUACAAGGAGGAACGUUUACUCUUAUCACACCAACGCUGGCUAUCCUGGCACUGCCCAAGUGGAAAUGCCCAAAGGGGAGCUUGACUCCUGACCUCAAUGCCACAGUAGCGUCUGUCUCCAAUAUAGACCCUGAGGAAGUAUGGAAAAUGCGCAUACGAGAGAUCCAGGGAGCGAUCCUGGUGGCGUCGCUGCUUCAAGUCAUGCUCGGACUCUCAGGGCUGGUGGGGUUUGUGCUAAAGUUCAUCGGACCACUGUCUAUCGCUCCAACCAUCAAUCUGAUCGGGCUGUCACUCUUCAUCCAAGCUGGGAAGAAGUCAGGAGCACAGUGGGGCAUUUCAGCUCUGACAGUGUUUAUCAUUCUCUUCUCCCAAUAUCUCAGCAAGGUCAAAGUCACUCUCAUUGCUUACAGGGACAAGAAGUGGAAAGUGUUUCAGUACCCUCUCUUUAGCCUAUUCUCUGCUUUGUUCGGGAUGUCUGGAGCUUGGCUGGUGUGCUUUCUUCUGACAUACUUCAAUGUUCUGCCCACUUCACCGCAUGGGUACGGCUACCAGGCCCGGACAGACAUAAACCUGGACGCGGUCAGCAGUGCUGAGUGGUUCUUCAUGCCUUACCCAGGGCAGUGGGGUCUCCCAACCGUGAGUGUCUCCUCCGUCCUGGGCAUGAUGGCAGGGGUAUUGGCAUCUACCAUAGAGUCCAUCGGGGAUUACUACGCCUGUGCACGGCUCUCUGGUGCCCCGACUCCGCCCACCCACGCUAUUAACCGUGGUAUUGCAGUUGAGGGACUGGGUUGCAUCCUGGUGGGGCUGUGGGGCAGCGGCAAUGGGACGACAUCAUUCAGCCAGAACAUUGCUGCCUUGGGGAUCACCAGGGUUGGAAGCAGGCUGGUCCUGCAGACGGCCGGCCUCCUCAUGGUCGUCCUGGGAGUAUUUGGGAAGUUCAGUGCCGUUUUCAUCAUCAUCCCGGAGCCCGUGAUCGGAGGCAUGUUCCUGGUUAUGUUCGGGAUGGUUGCUGCUGUGGGAAUAUCAAACCUGCAGUACGUGGACUUAAACUCCUCCAGAAAUCUGCUAAUCUUUGGUGUGUCUGUCUUCACUGGACUUGUGUUGCCAACAUGGUUUCAUUCAAACCCAGACACCAUCAGUUCAGGUAUAACAGAACUGGAUCAGCUCAUUAUGGUGCUUUUCACCACCCCUAUGUUUAUUGGUGGUUUCUUGGGAUUCAUCUUGGAUAACACUAUUCCAGGAACGGAUGAAGAACGAGGAAUAAAGCAUUGGAGGAAAACCAUUGAUGGCAGUACUUCAGAGAUCUUCAGCAAUCAGUCAUGUUACGAUCUGCCUUUCUGCAUGACUUUCCUUCAUAAAUUCAGGUUCCUCCAGAACCUUCCAUUCCUCCCAUCUGUUAAAUCUGUCGACCCUCUUGGAGCACACCUGUAA